Messenger RNA from Beauveria bassiana ARSEF 2860, 3831 nucleotides. RefSeq names its product GANP/Nin1/mts3/eIF-3 p25 family protein. Bases 1 to 3831 code for a protein of 1276 amino acids. Lineage: Eukaryota; Fungi; Ascomycota; Sordariomycetes; Hypocreales; Cordycipitaceae. Gene Ontology annotation, cellular component: transcription export complex 2; nucleus; cytoplasm. The transcript is spliced from 2 exons. The record is from RefSeq and is a predicted model, not a curated record. Gene Ontology annotation, biological process: mRNA export from nucleus.
AUGUUUUCGCCUUUUGACACGUCGACGCAGAGCUCGACCCCAGCCGCCUCUAACCCGUUCGCGCAAAAGGCGAAUCCCUUUGCCCAGGAUGGCAGCGGCGCGUCUACUACAUUUGGGGCGAAACCCAAUGCUCCCAACCCAUUUGUUCAAACUACGACGAGUUCUAGCAACGUGAAUGGCGCGCCGAACCCCUUUGCUCCCCCGACAUUAGCGACAGCUGUCGACCACGGCAAACAGUCGUCAAAGCCACUAUGGGAGAAGCAAACAAAUGGACCACAGCCUUCUUUCGGUCAAUUUGUCGGAAAGUCGACAAGUUCCGCAAAAACCAACUCGCGCCUGUCAUCAACACCUGCGUCGGCUUUUUCGAGUGCACAAAAGGGAAUCGGGAUGCUACCCAGCUCCAAUGAUCCCCAUGCGAAAAAGAUUUACGAACAGCUGCGUGAGGAUAGCAUCGCACCGCCAGCAUGGCCUUCGCAGCCUGGUGAUCCCCAGCACAAGGCGCAAAUGGCUAAAUUCCGCGAACAAUAUGAGGACUACAGAAGCAAAGUCCGAGCUUCUCUCACCCGCGCCGGAUUGAUCGACGACCCUACGAAACGAAAGAAGCUCUCAGAUGCAAUUGACUUCAAAGGCAUCUGUGAAGAUAUGUGCCCGGAGUACGAAAAAAUCACAAGAAUCACAGAGCACGAUAUCCCCACGCCGGAGAAGGACCCGCAAACGACAUUUGCCAGCACGACACGGAUGGUAAAGAAGCUGGCACGAUCUGCUGCCGGCCAAGAAGCACCUCUACCGAUGGAUGUGUUGUCUGUACCGACUCUACGGAAAACACUCAAUUACCUCGUGGAUGACUUGUUGCGUAACGACGAAAAUCUGCCGACGGUACACGGUUAUCUCUGGGACCGAACACGAGCGAUUCGACGGGAUUUCAGCUUCUUCUCGGCCCUCAGCACCGAGGAGUUGAAAGUGCAAGCCUCUGUGCUGGAAGACAUUGCACGCUUCCACGUGACAGCUCUGCACUUACUUUCUGAAAGCGGCAAAGCUCCGGAAGACUUCGUGGAGCAGCAAGAACUGGAGCAGCUGGGCAAAGCCCUUCUGACGUUGCGUGACAUUUACGACGACUGCAACGCACAGGGUUCCCCUUGUGAAAAUGAGGCCGAAUUCCGUGCCUAUCAUCUGUUGUUCCGCGCCAACGAUCCCAAUAUUCUCGAGAACGUGCAACCGAGCCUAUGGGAGUUUGACAUCAUCAGGACGGCGGCUUCGCUGGUCGAGGCCCUUCAGAAUACGACAAAUUUCCACGGCCCGCUGCAAGACGGACCAUCCCUCGCUGCGGGUGGUGCUCACAACGUAUACUUUAGAAUUGUGAAAGACAAAUCAGUGUCAUACACCAUGGCCUGUUUUGCUGAAUGCCAUUUCCCGCAGCUCCGUCGCUCUAUCCUACAAUGCUUGCAGAAAGGUCUAUCGCGACCAAGAGAAGCGUCACGCGAUGUAACAGCAGCCGCCUUGAACAAACAUCUACAAUUCGACACGGUACAGCAAGCUAUCGAUUUUGCUGAGCUCCACAAGAUUGAUUUUCAGCCCAGCCAGCAGAACCCGGCAGAUAAAAGCCUAAGCUGUGCCGUUCUUCACAACUUAUCGACUUUGCCGCACCACCGACUGCAACAUCAAUUUUCACAGUCUCUUGUUGAGGACAAGCGCGGCUCCCGAACUCUGCCCGAAGUGAUACACAAGACCGUUUUCCAAGAUGCUGCUACUUUUGGGCACAAGGAAGCUUCACUCGCCCAGGAAGGUAGUCUUUUUGUACAAGAUGAAUCUUCUAAGGCACCGUCGAGUAUGCCCCAUCCACCCCCGAGAAACCCCUUUGGUGGCUUUGGUCAAUCACCCACGAACGGGGCCACGACGAUCGACCCCUCGACAAAAGCAUCUGAUGCAGCUACUCAGGCCACGCCAAGCUUCUUUCCGCAAGGAGCAAAGCCUCAAGUAACUGCGCGACGUUCAGCACCGGACUUUCAAUUCGAGCAUGCUGAGACAACCACUCCUACACCAAGCCUCGGAGGCACCCAGCCCAGUAAUCCAUUUGCCAAAGCUUUGCCUUCUGUGACAGAGGUCGUGUCUAGUGCGGCGGCAGCGAAGGAGAACUUUACCUCUCAGACCGAUGACAAACAAACUGUUCCAGUGACGACAGACGACACCAGUGCAAAGAUCACUUCCGGCUCCAUUGGCGUCCAGCAGGUCGGGCCAGAGCUUUCGUCUGCGACCUCUUCUACAACGCCGCAGAAAGUAUUCUCUAACUUUGCUGGUUUCAAGCCGAUGUCGAAAGAGCCUGCGGCCGUGAUUUCUUCUACGCAACCGCAGAAUGCUUCAUCUGCUUUCUCCGGCUUCUCAUCGCAACCGCAACCGGUAAAACCAGUUGAAGCAGCAAAGAGUUCAACCCCACCAGGCUCGCCCGUCCAAGCGGGUACUCUGAGCACACAAUCUGCAUUCACAAAGCUGCCUAAACAGCCAGAAGCGACAGAACCACCGAGCAAGCCAAACUCAGUACUCCAUUCAUUCACACCCCCAUCAAAUCCUCCGGUAUUUCUAGGUAGCACAGUCCCGCCUAGGAUAGCACCUCCUGUUGCAAGCCCCCCUGUGCAGACGUCACCUCCUCCACAGCCCAAACGUGAUAGAUUAUUGGACUUUACCAGGUGGUUUGUGGAAGGUGACGAUGGACUAUUGACCGAUUUCCAGCAGCAUUUCUUGGAUGGACUAUUGGCGCCAAUCUUUCUGGACUGGCAGAAAAAAGAGGCGGAAAGGCGCAGACGCGAGGAGGAAUUGCGGAAUAAUGCCAUCGCAGAUGACUUUCGGCAGCGUUCCUUGUCCGUGAAGUACUUCUACCGGUGGAAGACUCAGGCAAGAGAAAAGCGACUCAAAUUUCUGCGACGCAGUGGGCGCGACCAGCUUAGGGAAUUUUACCGGGCUCAGCAAAAGGCUUCACGCAUGCCAGUGGCCACAACGAAGCGGAAACUCGAGAUUGCGCCCGUAUCUCAACCGAAUCGUGAGCAGGCCCUUAUGGAGGGCCUUCGCCGAAGCCAAACCAAAAAACGCCACAUCCCACCUACGGCCCCGUCCUCCACUGUGGAUGUUAUAAAAUCGAGGGACUCUGCCGCGGCCAUUGGGCGCCACUUCAACCUGCCCAUGUCCCAGAGCGGCACAUCUUCUCCAUCGCGGUCACGAUCAAGCUCCGUGUCGAAGGGUGGCUCCAAGACCAGAGCCUUGCGAGAAGAGCUCCUCGGUACGGGUACAGGACGUUUCCGCCGCUCGCUGCCCUCGAUUGCCUCUAGUGAAGAAUCGAGGUCAGAGAACACGCGAAGCAGCAAAGUCUCGGAGCGAUGGCGACUCAAAGCUAUGGGCAUCGUCCAGCUCCCUGACGGGACCGCCGUGCCGGAGAGCCUCAUGCACGAUCGCCGAUUUAAUACCUACGGCCGGCUGUCGCAGAGAGCUUCCUCGAUUACCAGUGUGCCUUCCCGACGGCCAUCGGUUAACGGUUUGUCGGCGCCGCCCCCGUUCUCAAGCACUAGACGCGACGCAACCCCGCCAGCCGUUUUUGAGGACACGGCCAGCAACAAGAGGAAGCGGGCGAGCGAGGAUAGCACAGGGUCGGUGGAGCCGGACGACGAUGGCCCGGUGUCAAACGGGCACAAGCGCGUCAUGAGCGACGCCAAGGAUCUGGUCAAGGAGUUGAGAAUGCUGCGAGAAGAAAUGGAGGAAGGCACGCUGUGGUUUAGAUCACAGAACGAGCGCCUACACACCGAAAUCUCGAGCAGAGAAGGAACUCCACUUGGUGACUACAUUUGA